AUGCGCGUAGAUCCGACGGUUGAAGAUCUGGAAGAGCUUGAUGGUGUGACUGCGCCGUUGUAUUUUGGUGAGCCGAUUAGUGAUGAUGAACCCGAGCCUGAACAUGAGCAUCCCACCCCUACUCCGUUCGUCCCCCGCCCAUUACCAGACGCAGAUGGCUCCGGAACCGAGGACGAAGAUGAGAUGAUAAAGACCCAGCGCGGGGACGACACAGAUUCAAACGCAGCCCGAAGGAUCUCUUUCGAGAUACGAUGGACAGUCUCAGGCGUCCGUAAACGGGAACGGGAUAAACUCUCGACCGUCGAAAUGCGGACAGUCUCAGACCCGUCCUGCGCUCCAUGCCGCUGCUCGGUCGCAGCCCCAUCCGUCCCGGUCGAGUGCGAAAUUGAGCAUGAUGAUGUUUCGAGUGCAGGUGUGGGUGCGGGUGGGAGGUCGAUUUCGCAGCCUCAGGUGGCCGGUAGCAAACGUCCUACCGGGUCUGGGUCCGACUCGGAGGACGAGUUUGAGCGCGAAGAGCUGUUGCCUGGCCAAGCGGGCGCCAAGUUCAUCCAAGAAGCUCCGGCACCACGUUCUUCGAAACCUACGGGGAUCUGCCUCAUGCAUAUCAAUCGAAUCGCCGGCCCUUGCGCACGAGGCUCGGGGAGCUCUUCGCCCUCUUGGGGACGCUCUGUCUGGCUCCUACUCGCCGAGGCGAAACCCAAACAGUGUCGGGUCGUGAACAAGAAACGGGAGGCUCAGCAGGCUCACGCGCAGAACCCGUUCCCGCCGACGAGCACGAGUCCGCUCAGUCCCUCUGGUACAGCGUCAGCAAGCGCAAGUGCUUAUCCGAGCCCUACGGCAUUUGAUUAUUCAAAGGAUAAGAUUAGGGGUGUGAAUCUCGGUGGAUGGUUGUUACUUGAACCAUGGAUUACACCGUCCCUAUUCGAAAACACCGGCAACGAGCAAAUCGUCGACGAGUACACGUUCAAUACACUCCAGGACGCAGCGACCGUCCGACGAAUCCUGCGCGAACACUGGGAAACAUGGAUUGUCGAAGACGAUUUUAGAAAGAUUGCCGAAGCAGGGUUAAAUCAUGUCCGUCUUCCGUUCGGGUACUGGUCCGUUCCUAGGCCAGGCAACGAUCCCACGCCGUACAACCCCGAUGCGUGGCCGUACGUGAUGAAAGCCAUCGACUGGGCGCGAAAGUACAACCUGUUCGUGAUCAUGGACAUCCACGGCGCACCGGGCUCGCAAAACGGGUACGACAACUCGGGCCAGCGGAUGAAUAUGCCGCAGUGGCAUACGAGCGCGGCGUACGUGAACCAGACGUUGGACGUGGUUGCGUGGUUGGCCCAGACGUUUGGAGGGCCCGAGUAUGAGAAUUUGGUGACGAUGAUUCAGUUGAUGAACGAGCCGGCAGGGUUCUAUCCUGAAGUUUUGAGUGUGAUGAGAGAUUACUAUCAACGCUCGUAUUGGAUUAUUCGGCCCAUUAGCAAUCACCUGCUCGUCGCGUUGCAUGAUGGGUUUCAGCCCUUGUCUAUCUGGUCGACCAGAACUAACGUCCCAAGCCCCGAAAACACCAUCAUGGACACGCACAUCUACCAGAUUUUCAACGACGCGCAAGUAACCAUGUCUUGGGACGCUAAACUCAAAGCGACUUGUGAUCAAGGAAAUACGCUUGCAAGCUAUACGGCCCGGGAAGACGGGUUCAGGACGUACGUCGGGGAAUGGACAACGAGCUACACGGACUGUGCCAAGUGGCUGAACGGACGGGGUGUCGGUGCUCGAUUGGAUGGGACACGAGCUGGGAGUUCGUUUCUUAGAACUUGUGAGGAUAUUACGGGUACGAUGGACAAAUUUAGUGAAUCCUACAAGACGUGGUUGAGGAGGUACUGGGAUGCUCAAACCAUUGCCUUUGAACGUGGAAACGGGUGGGUGUAUUGGACUUGGAAGACUGAAAUUGCGGAUGAAUGGAGCUAUUCUAAAGGACUUGAGGGUGGAUGGAUACCACAGGAUCCGACCAACCAUAUAUACAAUGCCUGCUAA
This is a messenger RNA of Rhizoctonia solani, 2025 nucleotides long. Its product is annotated as Cellulase (glycosyl hydrolase family 5 protein). The record is from RefSeq and is a predicted model, not a curated record. NCBI's taxonomy places the organism in Eukaryota, Fungi, Basidiomycota, Agaricomycetes, Cantharellales, Ceratobasidiaceae. Gene Ontology annotation, molecular function: beta-glucosidase activity. Bases 1 to 2025 code for a protein of 674 amino acids. Gene Ontology annotation, biological process: glucan catabolic process. The transcript is spliced from 12 exons. Gene Ontology annotation, cellular component: extracellular region; cell surface.